Molecule: messenger RNA, 1689 nt
Organism: Anopheles aquasalis
Lineage: Eukaryota; Metazoa; Arthropoda; Insecta; Diptera; Culicidae
Source: RefSeq, a predicted model, not a curated record
CCAUGAUUAUGAUUUUUCCCCAAAUGAUUGUUUAUAUUUAACCAAACUGUUAACGUUUGUGAUUAUCAUCGAGGAUCUAAUAAAACGUCGAUAGUCAAUCACCAGAUGCGCGGGGCGAUACGCUGAGUGAGACGGACUGCACCGGAGAGAGUGAGAGUGUGGUGAAGGUGUGUCGGAAAUGGCGGAAAAUGAAAGUUUUAGUGGCAAAUUGUAUAAAUACGGAUGUCGGUAGCUUACCUCGAUUCAGAAUUUAUUGAUUCUUUAACGCGUCGGAAGUGAUCGUCACAUUUUAAGCUGGUGGCAAUGCAGGCGAAAAACAGGUGCUCGAUCAUCGUUAUACUGUGCUGUACCGUUGGGUGGUUAGGACCUGCACAGGCCUUUGUUCUCAGUGAUGUGAUGGCUCGAAACGGACGGGACCAGUUGCAGGACACAAAUGCAACGGAGGUGCAUCGCAGCUCCGAAUCGUCUCGUCUUACGUUCGAGUUCGUCAUUGAACUCAAUCGACUGAUCCACCGGCUAUCCUCGAUUCCUGCAGCAGACGGUCCACUGAGUGCAUCAAAGAAGGCCUACGCGACGGAGCAAGAGUGGCAGCAAACGGAACAACGAUUAGAGCAACUGUUACAGCGGAAUAUCAAGAAGGAUGAUCACAGCAACGAAACAUUGACGAUGGAACACCUCGCGGCUGCCAGUAAAGCAUUUCGGAAGCAUAAGAAAGACUUUGAGGGAUUACUUUCGUCGAACGAUAGUCGACUCCGUGCGGUGCCGCUCGCACUGGCAGUGAACUUUGCCGUUGAGGAUCUUAAGGAAAUCUCGAUCGAUUUACUGCACCAUCUGGAGCGUAGUAAUGGCACCGUAACCAACCGGGCGAUCGAUUCGGGGAUGACAGUAUCGUCCUUUCUGGCCUACUUCCGCCGUAAGAUCGAUGAUACGAAAAAGGCAUUCGUAACGCAAGCGAACCUAACACUGCGCCGCAUCAAGACUCGGUUAGCGGAAGUAGAAACCACCCAAGCGCUAGCCAGUUACAUUGAGUUCCUUAAUGCGAGGUUUGCCUUGUUGAAGACCACAAUAAUGACCAGUCUCGAACAGGCCUACACGAUGGUGAGCACUUCGUUAACGAACAACGGUAACGAGGCGGACACGAACUUGGCUUCGGGUUUGGUCGCGUUGCUAGCGGGUGCGAUCGAUCCGACGAUGCAAACUUCGCACUACCUUGAACGGUGCCUAACACGUUUCGUCUACCAUUACUAUGAGCAGUCACGUGCCCUUGGCAAACUGUUGUACUGCGUCCAGAUGGAGCCCGACACACUGGACUCGCUGGUAGCGAUCACUGUUCCUUUCCUACGACGGGCCGUAGAAUCCGAUUCGGAUGUUACACAGCUCAACUUCAUCUGCUCCUCGCCAGAUUCUACGGAUUGCGAGGAUGUUUUUUUGCAAAAUUUAAUGAUCACCGACACCAGAGAUCUUCGGUACACGAAGUUUGAGGAGCUUAUCGGUGCAGAGUUAACGCUGCUCGCGGAACGGGUUGAUACGUGCACGUCGGCUAUUCCGCCCGUCAUGCUACAGUUUACUACGGAUACUCAGGCCAAGUUUACUACCUGCUUGUCGACUGGGAGAACAGCUUAAAGGCAAAUGAAGGGUGCGGCUCGUUAGUCUCGCUUUCUAUUGAAUAAACUAAUUUAUUUCUCUCGU